CCACUCGUUUUCCUCCCUCCCUCAUUUUCUCUUUCUUUUCUUUUUUUUUCUUUUUUUUUUUCUUUUUCUCCUUUCCCAAUUGAUCGAUCGAUCGAGGCCUCUCCCUUUCCUUCUUCUUUUCGAACCCUAAAACCACAACAAUACCGAGAGAAAAGCAACACCCACCGAAUUUCUUUUUCUUCUCGAGAAACAAACAACAAGGCCCUCUAUUUUUCUCUUUCUUUCUAAAAAUGCAACAGCAGAGGCUUAAACAGCAACAACAGGCACUGAUGCAACAAGCUCUUCUCCAACAGCAGUCAAUUUACCAUCCUGGUCUCCUCGCUCCUCCUCAGAUUGAGCCAAUUCCAAGUGGAAAUCUGCCUCCUGGUUUUGAUCCAAGUACUUGCCGCAGUGUGUACGUGGGAAACAUCCACACUCAGGUAACUGAACCCCUCCUCCAAGAGGUUUUUGCGAGUACUGGUCCUGUUGAAGGAUGCAAGCUUAUCAGAAAAGAAAAGUCAUCCUAUGGAUUUAUUCACUACUUUGAUCGCCGAGCAGCUGCGCUUGCUAUAUUAUCUCUUAAUGGAAGGCAUCUAUUUGGUCAGCCUAUCAAAGUUAACUGGGCAUAUGCUAGUGGUCAGAGGGAAGACACAUCAGGUCACUUCAACAUUUUUGUUGGAGAUCUUAGUCCUGAGGUUACUGAUGCAACAUUGUAUGCCUGCUUUUCUGUUUAUCCCAGUUGUUCAGAUGCAAGGGUUAUGUGGGAUCAGAAGACUGGACGUUCAAGAGGGUUUGGGUUUGUUUCCUUCCGAAAUCAACAGGAUGCCCAGAGUGCGAUAAAUGACCUAACAGGAAAGUGGCUCGGCAGUAGACAGAUUCGUUGCAACUGGGCAUCUAAAGGUGCUGGUUCCAAUGAAGACAAACAAAGUUCUGAUUCAAAAAGUGUGGUGGAACUAACAAAUGGCACAUCAGAGGAUGGCAUGGAGGCACCAAAUAAUGAGGCUCCCGAAAACAAUCCUCAGUAUACCACUGUUUAUGUGGGCAAUCUUUCUCCAGAGGUAACUCAGCCUGUUCUCCACCGCCAUUUCCAUGUUCUUGGUGCUGGAGUUAUUGAGGAGGUCCGAGUCCAGAGAGACAAAGGUUUUGGGUUUGUGAGGUUCAGUACUCAUGCCGAGGCAGCUGUAGCUAUUCAGAUGGGAAAUGCCCAAUCACUUCUUUGUGGUAAACAAAUAAAGUGCUCAUGGGGUAGCAAGCCCACCCCGCCAGGGACAAGCUCAAAUCCACUACCCCCACCUGCUGCUGCCCCUUUGCCUGGGAUCUCAGCUACAGAUAUCUUGGCAUAUGAGAGGCAGCUAACAUUGAGCAAGAUGGGUGGUGUCCAUGCCUUUAUGCCUCCUCAUGGGCAGCUUCCUCUAAAACAAGCAGCUAUGGGAAUGGGUGCCGGAGCAAGCCAGGCAAUAUAUGAUGGUGGUUUCCAGAAUGUUGCUGCUGCCCAGCAACUCAUGUACUAUCAGUAACAAUAAAAGCUGACGCCACAUGGCACCUUUAUUUCCUGCCUUUGCCGGUGUUAUUUCAGUUCUAAGCAAUUAGGAAGCCUUCUGUUUUCUCUUUAUCCGGCUGAGGUGGUUACCAACCCGCUUAUUUAUAUCAUCAUAUGUUUGCCAUUUGUGUGGAUAUAUACAUGUAUGUUUUUCCUUUUCUACCAUGUAGGGAUGAGGGAUCUUGGUUAUCAGAGGGAGUUGCCUAUUUAAGAUGACAGCAGUAUGCUUUAAACCGUUUGAGUAUCUUGGCCCUUGUCUGUUGUAUGAGAUUUUUUAAAGAUUUGUUUCGAGGUAUGUGGAUUUUCAGGUCUGGAA
Populus nigra (black poplar) is the source of this 1835-nucleotide messenger RNA. Its product is annotated as oligouridylate-binding protein 1B-like. The record is from RefSeq and is a predicted model, not a curated record. The transcript has 12 exons. Lineage: Eukaryota; Viridiplantae; Streptophyta; Magnoliopsida; Malpighiales; Salicaceae. Bases 231 to 1496 code for a protein of 421 amino acids. Gene Ontology annotation, cellular component: cytosol. Gene Ontology annotation, molecular function: mRNA binding.